This is a messenger RNA of Sphaeramia orbicularis (orbiculate cardinalfish), 2300 nucleotides long. RefSeq names its product high-affinity choline transporter 1-like. Gene Ontology annotation, molecular function: choline:sodium symporter activity. The coding region runs from base 84 to 1751 and encodes 555 amino acids. The record is from RefSeq and is a predicted model, not a curated record. Gene Ontology annotation, biological process: transmembrane transport; acetylcholine biosynthetic process; choline transport. Gene Ontology annotation, cellular component: plasma membrane. The transcript has 8 exons. Lineage: Eukaryota; Metazoa; Chordata; Actinopteri; Kurtiformes; Apogonidae.
CCAACAGUCGGAAGAGAUGGGUUUUGUUCUCCAGGCAACCUUGCAGCCACUCUGUCCUCCAGUCGGCUUCCUGCAGCUCCAUCAUGGCUCUGAAUAUCGCCGGUGUGACAGUGAUGAUGUUCUUCUACCUGCUGGUCCUGGGGAUCGGCAUCUGGGCUUCAUUCAAGUCCAAAAAGGAGGCCAAGAAGGGCCAGGGGGAUAAGACCGAGAUGGCUUUACUGGGGAACCGGGGCAUCAACCUGGUGGUCGGCAUCUUCACCAUGACAGCUACAUGGGUUGGAGGUGGAUUCAUUGUGGGCACAGCAGAAGCGGUGUAUAACCCCUCCAUGGGACUCAUAUGGGCCGUCAUGCCAAUCGCAGCAACCAUGUGCUUCAUCAUAGGUGGCCUGUUCUUCGCCGAGCCGAUGAGGAACAACAAAUAUGUGACCGUGAUGGACCCUUUCCAGAUCAAAUAUGGAAAAGUGCCAACGGCCGCUCUGUCGCUGGCCUCACUCGUAUCGGAGAUUAUGUGGGUGACAGGAACACUCAUAGGAUUAGGCGUGACCAUGAGUGUGAUCCUGGAUUUGUCGUACACGGUGAGUAUCUGGAUCUCCGCUGCUGUGGCCAUCACCUACACUCUGCUGGGAGGUCUGUACUCCGUGGCCUACACCGACAUCAUACAGCUCGUCCUCAUAUUCAUCAGCCUGUGGAUGUGUGUCCCCUUUGCACUGAUGAGCCCUGCAGUGUUGGACAUCACUCAGACGGCUUAUAACAACACCAUUCAGCCUCCGUGGGUUGGUUCGCUGGAGGCAGACAGAGCCUGGAAGUGGAUUGACAACUUUCUACUGUUGGGUUUGGGGAAUUUGGGGCUCCAGAAUUUCCACCAGAGGACGCUGUCCGCCUCGUCCUCGUCUACAGCCAAGAUCACCUGCUACGCUGCUGCGUUCAUCGUUCCAACAUUAGGCAUCCCUCCCAUUCUGCUCGGAGCAGCUGCCGCAUCAACAAAUUGGAACUUGACUUCUUACGGUUCUCCGUCUCCCUUUGAGCGUGGAGAGACCGGACUCAUCCUGCCCAUCGUCCUACAGUACCUCACCCCAACCUAUAUCUCCAUCAUCGGCAUCGGGGCCGUAGCUGCCGCUGUGAUGUCAUCAACUGACUCCGCCUUGCUGUCCGCCGCCUCCAUCUUUACCUCAAACAUCUACAAGAACAUCCUGAGGACACAGGCGACAGAGCAGGAGAUCCAGUGGGUGAUCCGGGCCUCAGUGGUGGUGGUGGGCCUGGCCGGCACGUCGCUCACCUUCCUGGACAACAGCGUCCUGAUGAUCUGGAUGCUUCGCUCCGACCUCACCUACACCUUGAUGCUGCCGCAGCUCGUUUGUGUCCUCUUCUUCAGCAUCUCCAACGGCUACGGCGCCGUUCUGGGCUGCAUAGUGGGCGUGCUCCUCAGGGUGCUCUGCGGGGAGCCGCUGCUGGGGCUACCACCUGUUAUCAAAUUCCCAGGAUGCGUUUUGGUUAAUGGAGUUUAUGUCCAACGUUCCCCAAUCAGGACCAUCUGCAUGCUCUCUGCUGUGGUGGCCAUUUUGCUGUUCUCCUACCUCGCAUCUGUGCUCUUCAACCGAGGCCUGAUCCCUGAGAAGUUUGACGUUUUUAAAGUGAAAAGUCAGCAUUUAACAUAUAAACAUAACGGCAUCAUAACCGACACUAAGGAAGACUUAAAAGCAGAAAAUGAGGACAAUGAAAUAUGCGAACCCAUGUUAGAGUCACCGUGUUAAAUAAGAGUAGUUUAGGUAAGAAAUCCCAUCACCUUUUUAUAACUUGUUAAUAUGCACAGACACUUUUAAGGGCAAACAUGGAAUUUCUUUAUUUCUUUUAAUUACAACACAGAUUAAUUAGAUUUUUGUAUACUUUUAUGUACAGCAUUAAUGAAAUAAUAACACUAUUAUGCUCUUUGUUUUAAGAGCUCAAUAUUUUCUCUGCACUUUUAUGAAGCAGAGUCACCCACCAUGCGAAAGUAUUUUUCAUCAUACUUGUUUUUUCACUGUUAUCUGUGAGUUUCACAGCAGAAUGUUGCGAUAUGUUGUCACAUUCAUCUGCUGAAGGAGCAGAGUCUUUCUGUGUUCACUGAAGACAUGCACCUCCAAGCAGGAUGUGUAACUUCACAUAUAUUUUGGAGCCAAAUGUGGUCUAAUAUGCAACGUUUUAUGUGCAUGUGGAAACCUGAAGCCAUCACUGCUCAUACAGUGAAAAAUGACUCGUAGGAGAGGAACAAACAUCUUGUGUCUAGUAGUUUAGUGAUAGAAAUAAACAGCUUACAGUGUACA